Molecule: messenger RNA, 1927 nt
Organism: Cervus elaphus (red deer)
Lineage: Eukaryota; Metazoa; Chordata; Mammalia; Artiodactyla; Cervidae
Exons: 6
Coding region: 129-1757 (542 amino acids)
Source: RefSeq, a predicted model, not a curated record
UCCUGCGUGUGGUGCGGCUCGUGCUUGACUACGCACUCCAGACACCGCCCGCCUUACCUGCCCGAACCGCCACCGCGACCCGGAUAAAUCGUCACCGCCCCAGGUCUGGUAGCCACCCAUCUCACGACAUGAGCUCUCCAGAUGAUGAGGUGUCUGUUUCGGGAGCGGGUUUCGGCUCAGAGUGCGGGGAGCAGACCAGCGGCCUUGAGGCCGGCUUCACAGCCCCGCAGGGACCCGGCCCCGGCCCCGGCCCCAGCCCUGGCCCUGAGCCGGGGGCACCUGGAAGCGGCGAGGGUGAGGGUGGGGGUGGCGUCCCAGACCCUGAGGGCUUCGAGUCAGAGCGGGAACUGCUGGAAGCGGGAGGGCGGGUGCUGUGGGGCCGCGAAGGCCGGUUUGGUUUCCCGGCCGACGACCAGGGGGACGCUCUGCAGCUGGCUGACGAGUCAGUGGCGGCCAUCCUGCAGCAGUUGGCCUUCCUGAAUGUGCUGGGCAUCAGCAGAUACCUGUCCCAGGAGAGCUACGUGGUCGGCGAAGUGUCUGCUGUUUGGGACCUCGAGGCACGUCCUUGCCAUCAAGGCAGAGCCGCCCAGAGGUGUGGGGAAGCGGCACAAGCUGAGGCUGGCCCUCUCGGGGUCAGCGGGCCCGAGGCGGGCCGGGCCUGGGGGUACCCUAAAAGAGGCACUAAGAGUAGGUUGAACGUGGCUGUGGAUCACCAGUGGCCUCCUUCAGAAAGUCCAGCCGGGCUGCUGUCUGACCCCGAGUCCUCCGAUGAGUUCAGUGAGGUAGAGCGGAUGAGGGUGAGCAUUUAUACCAAAGACGGAGGCCGGGCCAAGCUCAAGAGCCCCGAGGAUCCCGGGAACACACCCAGACGCUCGAAUGUCCAAGGCAGGGAGAAUCUCCUUAACGUGCCAGGCACUUGCCUGUCCUCGGCUCCGCGAGGAUUAAUUUCGGUUGUGGAAAGGCAGGGCAGGCAGGGCGAUGCAGAGCAGGAGGACAUCUCUACCCCUAAGAAAAUGCAGAGCGGGCUCUGGGGGGAGGGGGGCAGCCUGUCCAGCUACCCGGGACUGGCAGUAGCAUCAGCUACUGCAGCUGCUGCUACAGGCAGCGGGCCGCGGCCCACUCCUAGGAGGAAGGGGGUGCAGGAGAAGAAAUCCCUUGAGGGCAUCUCCAAACCUGCCGUGGAGAGAACCUUCCCUUCCUGGGGGCAGGGAAUUUUGGCCACUCCCCUGGAACCGGCCACCUUCCCUCCAAUUUCUGGCAUCUCGCUGCUCGGGAGGUCCAAGAAGUAUGCCUUGGUCCCUUCGGGAGUCAAAGAGUUCAAGCACACCGGUGCUGGGAAGAAAUCCGUGGCUAGGCGAGCCCAGGAGUUGGUGGCAGCAAUAGCGGUGUCCGAAGAAGACAACGACCCAAAUAGACACCCAUUCCCAAAGGGCCAAGUGAGUAGGCCAGGCCCCUGGCCAUCUUGGCCAUGGGUGCAUCAUGGAGAACACAGCAACGCCAACCUCAACAUCAGAGGGGCACGGGAUUCAGGAAACUCAGAGCCUGUGGCCAGUAACAAGGGAGGAGUCAUGCCCAGAGGGCCUGGCCCCUCAGGUGACCAGGAGCCAACUGACCAUCCCCCAAGACCGAAAAGACAGCAGCAGCUACCCGGAAGGCAGGGCUGUCCUCGGUGUCUGGUGCUACAGAAAGAAAUAGACGACCUUAAGGAGCAACUUGCCUCCAAGCGGUACCUGGCUGACAAGUUCCAGAUCGUUUGAAGUUGAGCCCAGUAUCUUCCUGCAAGAGGAGCAGCUGUUAACCUCCAAGGCUGGCGAGCUAUGGCCAAGCUUGUUGCCUCUUGUUCUGCCUCCACCAGGGCAUCCUCUGCCCUUUGUUUUGCCCCCUCUCUGCCCCAGUUUCACAAAAGUGUUUGAUUAAAGGACUUCUC